AUGUCACCGGUGCUGUGCAUGUCCUUCUUGGCCCUGGUCCUAUCAGGAGGAGCCUGGGCAUUUGCUCCCUUUGGGGGCGGAGCCUCCACCCACGUCAGCAUCACGGGAGCGGCCGUUCUACAGAAGGUCACAGAGGUGUGCCGAGCCAUCGCCGAGUCAGAGGGACGAGACUUUACCCCCACGGGUAACUCUGCUGAGGAGCUGGUCCAGGCCUGCCUGGGACCCAAAGCAACAGGUGAAGUGUCAGCAGCUAAGUUCAAAUCUGCCCUGAAUGAGAUCUACAUACAGAACGGACAGGUGGACAGAGACUUUGUCAACAGCCCAGCCCAUCACUUCAACUCAGAGGCGUUUGCUGAGGGCCGGCGCCUUAUAACUGACGGGGUGGCCAGCAUCAAGGCCAGCGUACAAAGGGAGAACUUCCAGGCUGCCAGAGAGACACUGGGGAGAGUACUACACACACUACAGGACUUCUACAGCCACAGUAACUGGGUGGACCUGGGAUACACUGAACCCUUUGCCAACCUGAUCCGCCCCGAUCUCCCACUGGAAAACCUGGCAGAUGUCAGCACCCCGACCUGCAGUGACUGUGCCAAUGGGGGGUUAUGUUCAAACUCCAUCCUUCCUAACAUCCUUAAUGAGAAGAAACUCACUUCUGGGUACAUGGGGAUCUUCUCCACAGCUAAGCCUAAAGGUAAGUGUAGUCAUGGCGGUGCAGCUGACCUAAACAGCUCUGAGGUUCCUCGCGGGGGCAUCAGCAAGGACGAGCGUCGCUCUGACAACGUGGCCCUGCACACUGCUGCUGUCACCGUGGCAACGACCGCAACCCUCCAGCUGCUGGACGACAUCCGGGGAGCCGCCGGUGACAACAACUACCUACGCUUCAUGGGCAUAGCGCGAUCGGCAGUGGUUGCUUUUGUGAUCGACACCACGGGGAGCAUGAAGGAUGACAUCCUUGAAGCCAAGAGAGUCGUCAAUGAGAUCAUCGACAGCAAAAAGGGAACACUGGACGAGCCCUCCCAGUACAUCCUGGUCCCAUUCAAUGACCCAAAGUUCGGACCCCUGAUAAGAACGACAAACCCUGAUGUUAUGAAAACAGAGAUCGCUAAACUCAAAGCUGAUGGGGGCGGAGACCUCCCUGAGAUGUGCUUAUCAGGUCUACAGUUGUUGGCGCUGACCGGUGCCCCUGCGUCGUCCCACAUCUAUGUUUUCACAGAUGCCGUUGCCAAGGACAUUGCGUUAAGGGACACCAUCUUGGCCCUGAUCAGGAGCACCAAGUCAGCUGUGUCUUUCUUCAUGACUGGUGAUGGUGCUGGUGCUAGAAGGAGGAGAAGUGGAGUAGAGUCCAGGGCAGCUACAUUCCAGACCUACAAGGACCUGGCGCUGGCGUCUGGUGGUCAGGCCAUUGGAGUCACCAAGGAAAAUCUGCCCCAGGCCACUGACGUCAUCAUCGACUCCUCCACCUCCGCUCUGAACCCUGCAGAACCUCAAACAUCCCUGAACAACAUCACCAUCUACAUCACUGGAAAGUCCCUCACCUUCACCCUGAAGAACCCUGCAGGUGUGACCCAGAAACAGAACGAGGCCAACGGGGAACUGGGGACUGUCCAGACGGUGGGCAACCUCUUCCGGGUCCGUCUGGCCUCCAACAAACAGACAGGAUUAUGGGAAAUCAGCAUGAACUCCAACCAGCCCUACACACUGAAGGUCACUGGUCAGAGUACCAUUGCCUUCAUUUAUGACUUUGUGGAGACUUUCGAGGGACCUCACCCAGGAUACGCCCUCAUCUCUGGCCGUCCAAAAGCAGGUAUGCCUGCCAUGCUGUUGGUAUCAGUGUUGGGCAGAAAGGGCCCAGCCUCUGUCAAGGUGGCCAACGUUGCCUUGGUGACCGUGUCAGGGUUAGAGGUUGUAGGCGGUACCCUGGAAGACAUGGGCAAUGGAGACUUCCUAGUUACGGUAACCAAGGUCCCUGUGGGGGAGUUUGUGGUGCUGUUGAACGGGACAGACGUGGUCUCCUCCACCGUGUUCCAGAGACAGUCCACCACUCAGAUGUCCGUCUCCAAGGUUACCAUCAAGGCCGUGGUGGACAGAAGCAUGGAGCCUGGUAAACCCUUCACCCUUCCCUUCACCGUCAUGACCGACGCCACUGGAGGCAGCUACAAAAUCAGUGCCAGAAACGACAGAGACUUCAAAAUGAACGUCCCCAGCAGCAUCGCUGUGACCACCGGUGGAAACGCCACCGGUGAACUGACCAUCACGGUGCCCGCCAACACACCCUCAGGAACAGACGUCACCCUGACCAUCGAGGCUGUGGCCCCGGGCGUCCGACUCCAACUACGCCGUCCUGCGCCUCUCUGUCGUCACCAAGGUAACCUCAGAUAUGUAGAUACAUCUACACUGAGAGUAAAAAACAUUAAGAACACCUGCUAUUUCCAGGAUAUAGACUCACCAGAUGAAUCCAGAAUGGGAGCGGGCAGCCUCUCCACUGCAGUGUUCAUGGGCUCUCUGACAGUGGAGCUGGUGGCGGUGGACAAAGCCAUGAAUGUCGGCACCUGUCUAUACACCACCAAGGUGACAGAUGUCACCCCUCCCCAGUGUGAGGUGGUCAGCGUCUCAUCGGUCGACUGCCCAGCUGACCCAGCAUUCUGCAACUCUGCCUUCUGGCAGCUCUCUGCCAACCUGACAGAUGGCGUCAAUGGCACAGGCAUCGCCAGCCUCACACACCUCCAGGGCGUAGGCAGCCUCACCCACACGGACCUGAAGCAGAUGGUUGUUGCUGCAGUGUUCAACGCUUCGUGCUGCUCUCUGACAGUGGAGCUGGUGGCGGUGGACAGAGCCAUGAAUGUCGGCACCUGUCUAUACACCACCAAGGUGACAGAUGUCACCCCUCCUCAGUGUGAGGUGGUCAGCGUCUCGGUGGUCGACUGCCCAGCUGACCCAGCAGCCUGCAGCUCCGCCUUCUGGCAGCUCUCUGCCAACCUGACAGACGGCGUCAAUGGCACAGGCAUCGCCAGCCUCACACACCUCCAGGGCGUAGGCAGCCUCACCCACACGGACCUGAAGCAGACGGUCGUUGCAGCAGCGUUCAACGCUUCGUGCUGCUCUCUGACAGUGGAGCUGGAGGCGGUGGACAGAGCCAUGAAUGUCGGCACCUGUCGGUUUUCCAUCGUCCGCAACGCGGGACCACCCUCCAUCGCUCUGUCCCUCCCACUGUUGGUGUGUCUGCUGGUCUCUGCCUUCUUCACUACGUCCCUCAGAGACCUACUUAUUUGAUCUAAUGCUGCAUUCACAACCAAGUGGGAAUCUGUCAUUUAAACUUUGUGAAGUGCACAUGCUUGGGAAACACUGAUUUGGCUAAUGGACAACCAGCUGCGACAACCAUAAACACAAAGUACAGCCAUCAUGCUUGCCAACUAAUUAUAGUUUUCAAAAGCCAUAUUAGAUUAGAUAGAUAGAUAAAUAGAUUGCUUUUAAUAAGGUUUCGUUGCAUUUAACUGCUGAAAAUGCUGUUAUCGAGUUAAUUUCCUUAGCAAGUGACAUCAGAGGUCAGCAUUUGGGAGAAGUUGUAGCUCAUGGGUGAUAGACUAGUAAUUACCAGUUGGAGGGGCGUUCAAGUGGAUUUUCCUCUGUCUUAUGUGGUAAAUGCCACCUUCCCACUUGGUUAUGGUAAUAUCGUAAGGCUCAUGUGUUGACUGUCUUCCCGAAACUGCCUCUUAAUGCUAACGGUUACGUUCCAGGUCGACCAUAUUGCAGACAUUGCAUUGCAUCAACAACUGCUUUGCGUGAUACAUCAUUGUCGCCGAAAUGAUGCAUCAGAUACGAUGUGUGAAGCUGAUAUGUUGAACACCUAUCCACGUGUGAACUCUGGCAGGCGUCUGCAAAGUAGUCAGCCUGAAACAUGGCCAAAGCCACAAUGAAAAUGAAUGUCUCUUUUGUAAAAAAAACUGCCAACAGUCUCUCUCUCUCUCUAGGCACUUUCUCAACGUGUUAUUUGCACUGUAAGAUGUUUUCAUUUUUGUAGCAUAAUGUAAGUCUUUAGUUUACAUCUGUCAUGAAUAAAACAUCUCUGCUUUC
Oncorhynchus masou masou (cherry salmon) is the source of this 4071-nucleotide messenger RNA. Its product is annotated as von Willebrand factor A domain-containing protein 7-like. The record is from RefSeq and is a predicted model, not a curated record. Bases 1 to 3270 code for a protein of 1089 amino acids. The transcript has 21 exons. Lineage: Eukaryota; Metazoa; Chordata; Actinopteri; Salmoniformes; Salmonidae.